Molecule: messenger RNA, 1099 nt
Organism: Carassius carassius (crucian carp)
Lineage: Eukaryota; Metazoa; Chordata; Actinopteri; Cypriniformes; Cyprinidae
Exons: 2
Coding region: 428-1084 (218 amino acids)
Source: RefSeq, a predicted model, not a curated record
AAUCAACGAGCUUACUCUGCAGAGAGACGAGCUCCAAGAUGAACUUGACACUGUUCACACAGAACUGAGACAAUCUCACAGAUUACAGAGUGGCUGGAUCGGAGAAACGCACACCACAAAGUUUCUCCCGGCCCGCCACUCCAACCCUUUCAGCCAAGAACCCAGAGCUGAAAAAGGGGAUCUAAGCUCACAGCUCAAGAAAUCACCAGCCAGCUUACAAGAACACCUGUCAACAACGGAGGGGAGAGAACCCUUCCAGAGAACGCAUGCCACUAAACCCUGCACGGCUCACAGAGAACUUGACAAGCUAGCCAGAAGCAUCCCUACAUUCAAGCCAGAUCCUGCAGGAGGACAUGACGUUCAUGCUUCUUUACAAGACAUUGACUUUCACUUGCAAACUGUCAUCAACGUGACAGAUGUGAACACAAUGUACCUGUUAAAAAUCACAUCCAGCCAUGAUGUGCAUUGUUUUCUGGAUCGUCAACCAGAGACUUUCAAAGCGUACUACCAGCAACUGCUACAAAUUUUGAUUCUUGAAUUCUCUGAUCCAGACUCAGACCAUGGGCCCCUUUUUGCUAUGGACCGCAAACAGGGCCGACUUGAAAACCCACAGACUUUCUAUAGUCGGCUAAGAAAAGCCUACUUCGGAGCAUGCAACGAACCAGGUAUGGAACAAGAUGUCAACUUAAAAACUCUGUUCCUCCGAAACCUACAUGCCAGUUUGAGUUUUCAUCUCAGAGUCCCAGCGUGUCCACGUAACAGAACUACACAAGAGUUACGGAACUUAGCCCACAAAGCUUGCACCAAGCAAAAGACUAUUUGUGAAAAGACUGUGAAAAACCCCAAAGUCUCUGUCUCUGAGCACUGCUUGGAGUUUACCCUAGAUGGCACCCUACAACACCACAGUCACAGACAUUUUUACAGAGAGUCAAUACCAUCCCAAGCCAGCAGAGGGCAACACAAUCGUGCCACGUCUGAGACAGCAGAGAUCCUGAGGGUGCUGAAAGAGCUUCUUUACAUGAAACCUUGCAAGGAAGACAAGGAAGAUGAACCAGACAUCUUAUGUCUAAGCAUAAGAACUUAAACCAACACCCUGUCU